Molecule: messenger RNA, 654 nt
Organism: Nicotiana attenuata
Lineage: Eukaryota; Viridiplantae; Streptophyta; Magnoliopsida; Solanales; Solanaceae
Product: protein RADIALIS-like 3
Exons: 2
Coding region: 99-395 (98 amino acids)
Molecular function (GO): DNA-binding transcription factor activity
Source: RefSeq, a predicted model, not a curated record
AGCUUUCUCUGCACCAAAACGUUCGCUACAUCUUCUCUUUAUAUACAUUUAAUUCUUCCUUGUAUUUUUAUUAAUUUUUGCAAUUAUAACCAAAAAAAAUGGCCUCAAAUUCAACGUGGACACACCAGCAAAACAAGUUGUUUGAGAAUGCAUUGGCCAUUUAUGACAGGGAAACACCAGACAGGUGGCGUAAUUUGGCCAAAGCAGUAGGUGGAAAAUCUGAGGAAGAAGUGAAAAGACACUAUGAAAAACUUGUUGAAGAUAUUAAACACAUUGAAUCUGGAAAUGUUGCUUUGCCUAAUUAUAAUAAGGCAAAUAAUGGUGGUCAUAGCAAUUAUAAAGGCUAUAAUUUCAUGGAUGAAGAACAAAGGCUGAAGUAUUUGAAGCUCCAAUAAAAGCAAGAAACAGUGAAGUACAUUAUAUUAUUCAGAAGGACCUAUUUUAUAUGAGCAGUGGAACUCCAAAUGCAGAAAACAAAUAAGAGAAGGAUAUAUUUUAUAUGAGCAGUGGAACUCCAAUAAAAGAUUAUUUUGGUUUUCAUUGUUGUGUUGGAUAAAUUUCCUUUAAUAGCAACUAUAUAUACAUUCCAAAUAUAAUUGUCCAUGUUGUGCUACUGUUAUAAUGGAUUCCAUGUUACAAAUUUGUUCCUCUUUA